GAUAAAUGGAGCCCUCCCUUGUUGUUACACGACAUGGGCCCCCUUCCGCUAGUUUGGAUCGAGUUUGUUGUUGUGAUUGUGUUCUUUGUUUGACUCAUAUUUGAUCUCGAGUUGAUGUUAAAGUAAAGAGACAGACAUGUUACUGGAUGGUUCCUUCGCUUGCUGACAGUCCAGCAGAGAGAGGUUGAGGUUUGAGAACAACGAAUUGGGACGAGACAGGAAGUCGUACUGCUGAGGAAGAGACAGGAGGCGGGAACUGCUAAACUGAAUGACUGCCGUGUUAUCGUAGUACGAGUUGUGUCUGCAGCGCAGUGUCCAUUUGUUCUUGUUUUAACAUCGGGGAAGUUAAGCUGAUAUCAUCCAUAGUUGGAGCAGGCCAGGCAUGAGUGGUGCACACCUGGACGAAUGGCAGAGGAGGUCCUUUGACAUUUCAUCUGGCAACUGUACACCUGAACAGACGGCAGAUGCGUACCGGGCCCACAUCCUCUCCAUUCAGUAUGCAUGGGCAAGCUCCCAGCUCUCACAGGCCGGCAUGGCCAGCCUGCUUAGGACCUACUCGGAGCGCUAUGCUGCGGUGCUGGACUCUGAUGACCCCCGCACGGGGCUCAACAACUACGCAGAGAGCGCUCUGCAUCUGGCCCGCAGUCAGAGGAAUCACAGCGAUAAAUGGGAGUCGUCUCUGACCAUGGAGAGUGUGCUGGAGCUGCCCUGCGUGCAGAAGAUGAUACAGGCACAGACAGGGGGAGGAGGAGGAGGAGGAGGCUCCCUUGUGGAACCAGCAGAUGUUAACAUAUCUGUGGGACCAGAGAGCAGAGGCAGCUCCCUGUCAGCUCCCUUUUCUGUAGUCAGGUCAGACGAUGCAUUAUUGAAACCUAUAGGACCAACACAGGCUAAAACAGAGUUUAACAGUGGCAGUACUCCUGCUAAUACUUAUGCAGAGAAGCCAAGAGGAUCUGAGGGAAUCUCAGCCAAUCCAAACUCAUUCUCUCGACCUUCAGCUCGACCACAGUCUGUGUUUAGUUCUUCCUCUUCAGUCCUUCCACAGGGAAACCCUGGCCCUGCAGGUGGCACACAAAACUACCAGUCCUCCUUCUUCUCUACCUCAAAUCCAUCUAAGCGGAAGAAUUUUUACAACCCAGAUGGAGGGGAUGUUGGUAGGGGCUCACACGGAGGUCAAGCAACCACUGACCUGCGACCUGGAGGCAACUUUAAAACGGCUCGCGAGCAGUUCAUCGUUGAUCAACAGAAGAAAAAUUCCCAUCAGCCACAGAGAGGCCAGGCCCCUGGGAUGGCUGCAGCUGUGAAAAAAUCUCUGGGUGCUAACAGGCCUCGAGGUACAUUUUCAAAAUUUGUGUCACCUAUUCCUCGACAGGAGGAGGAGGAAGGAGGGGCGAGCCGUAAUUCCAAUACUGAGCCUCAGAUCCUGGAUGAGCGUCUGAAAAACUUUGAGCCAAAGAUAGUCGAGCUGAUCAUGAGUGAGAUCAUGGACCACGGGCCUCCUGUGGCCUGGGAUGACAUCGCAGGUCUGGAGUUUGCCAAGACCACCAUAAAGGAGAUAGUGGUUUGGCCCAUGCUGCGGCCUGACAUCUUUACUGGCCUCAGGGGUCCGCCCAAAGGCAUCCUGUUGUUUGGACCCCCAGGAACAGGAAAAACUCUGAUAGGAAAAUGUAUCGCAUGUCAAUCAGGCGCCACCUUCUUCAGCAUCAGUGCCUCAUCGCUCACAUCAAAGUGGGUUGGUGAAGGAGAAAAAAUGGUUCGGGCCUUGUUUGCCAUCGCCCGCUGCCACCAGCCCGCUGUCAUUUUCAUUGAUGAAAUUGACUCCCUGCUGUCCCAGCGGACAGACGGGGAGCACGACUCAUCACGCAGGAUAAAGACAGAGUUCUUGGUUCAGCUGGACGGAGCAGCCACAGCAGCGGAGGAUCGCAUCCUAGUGGUUGGUGCCACCAAUCGGCCUCAGGAGAUAGACGAAGCUGCCCGGCGGCGCCUGGCAAAGAGGUUAUACAUCCCCCUGCCUGAAGCAGCCGCCCGAUGGCAGAUCGUGACAAACCUCAUGGCUCGGGAAAAGAACCAACUGAUCGAGCCUGAGCUGGGCAGCGUGGUGUCAGCUACUGAGGGCUUCUCCGGCGCUGAUAUGACUCAGCUGUGUCGAGAGGCAGCGCUGGGGCCCAUCCGAAGCAUCCAGCUCAGCGACAUCGCCACCAUCACCGCUGACCAAGUGCGACCAAUCCUCUACUGUGAUUUCCAGGAGGCCCUGAAGACGGUUCGACCCAGUGUCUCAUCAAAAGAUUUGGAGCUGUAUGAAGACUGGAACAAGACUUUUGGAUGUGGUCGUUAAAACUUUGACCCCUCAUUCUCAUUGUCCUCUACCUCUGUUAAAGUUCUGAAUGUUGUUUUGAAUGGGGAUGAGAGAAAGUUGGACAACAAAAUCCAACAAAAUCCAGAUAUUUAAAUCCAGUGGCAUGAAAUUGAGCAGUUUUUUUUCACUUCCUCUAAGCUCAACUGACCAUUUAAUCUCUUUACAUCCAGUCUGAUUUCUUUUGCUAUCCAUGAACAUUUACUACUCACAUUCAGCCUGCUGUAACAGGAAAGAAAGAUAUAACCACAAUUUGCUUUAGAGUGAUGAAGCAUAAUUCAUGAAAAUGUCUGAAACUUGUUCUUAUUCCCAUUCUUUGCUCUGAUCUAUGUAAGCAUUGGGCCCCAUGUAAUGUUUGUAAACUGUUCUAAAAGAGACAGGGCUCUCUGUUCAUACAGUUGUUUGCAUCCUUUUUUUAAUAAUUUCGAGGUUGAACAUUCAGCAGAGACAUGUUCACAUUAAUCGCUUAUGUUAAGACUUCACUUAUUUUGGGUCAGUUUCAAUUAAUUACAUUUACAAAAUUGUAUUUUUAUUCCUGAAUGAAAUAUAAUAAAAUGUUGCAAAGUAAAGUUUGUUACUGUCUCAGAGUUGAAACAAAGCAGUAGUAAGUAGAGCCUGACAUAUAUGGGUUGGCCGAUAAUAUUGGUCGAUAUGAGCCUUUCACAGUCACAUUGGUGUGAGUGUUUAUGUUUGCUGAUACCUGCUGAUAUGAACUUAUUUUACACAAUAAACUAUGCAGAAAAGAUGUGUAUUCAUGUUUAUAUUGUAUUUAUUUAUAAUGAAAUGUGUAUUUAAACUAUUAAAAGUACAGUCUCAAUCACAUUUCUUUGUCAUAAAACUUUGAACAACAACCACAUAUAUUGGUAUCAAAAACGUUCACUCUCUAAUAUCAGUAUUGGCAUCAUCCCCCCAGAAGUUCACACUUGAUCCUUCUCCCCUCUGAUUCCACAGAGGGCAGUGUGGCCACUGUUUUAUUUGCGUGUUUUUCCUCAGGUCUCAUUGUGCUGAAAUCUCCCCUGAGGCUGGGUGUGCCAAUCAUGUCCAUGGAAGUUGGGCAACACACAGAGAGUAUCCUGGGUGUCAUG
Molecule: messenger RNA, 3438 nt
Organism: Paralichthys olivaceus (Japanese flounder)
Lineage: Eukaryota; Metazoa; Chordata; Actinopteri; Pleuronectiformes; Paralichthyidae
Gene: fignl1
Product: fidgetin-like 1
Molecular function (GO): ATP hydrolysis activity; microtubule severing ATPase activity; ATP binding
Source: RefSeq, a predicted model, not a curated record